AUGUCCAGCUUCUAUAUUUCUUUUUUUGUGUUGGCGUCGCCGGCGGGUCUGGAGGCGGCGGUGCCGCUGCGGCUGCGCUACGCCGCGGUGGCGGACGCCGAGCUGGAGGCGGGCUGCGGCUACGGCUGGUCGGCGCUGUCGGACGGCCGGUGCGCCGCCGCCGUGGCCGCCGCCGACGCCGACCAGCGCCUCAGCUGGCCGCGAGCGCAGCAGCGCUGCCGGGACCUGCGCGGACACCUGGUCAGCGUCGCCUCCGCCGCCGCGCAGCUGCGCCUCGACCGCCUGCUGCGCGCCACGCACAGCGAGGACGCUGACGUGGCCUACUGGAUAGGCGCCACCGACCGCACGCUGGAGGGGGACUUCCACUGGAGCGACGGCCAGCCCUUCCAGUAUUCCAACUGGUUCCCGCAGCAGCCCAACGACGACGCGCUGGCCGAGCAGAACUGCGUGGAGGUGCGGCGCUCGCUGGCCGGCCACCGAGACCGCUCCUUCCGCUGGAACGACCGCUCCUGCACCGUCCGCAACGCCUUUGUCUGCCAGCGCCGGCGCGACACCCCCAAGCAGCAGCCGGGCGGCGCAGACACGGAGGCGGCGUCGGCGUCGGCGUCGGCGUCGUGCCGGCGGUCGGUGCGGCUGUCGAGGGAGGCGCCGCGCGCCACCGCCUCCUCCCCCGGCUUCCCUCGCCACUACCCGGACAACGCCGACUGCUUCGUCGACGUCGCCGCCCCGGACGGCUACCGCAUCGUCGUCGACUUCGAGGAGCUCGUCCUCGAAGACGAACCCACGUGCAGCUACGACUACCUGCAGAUUCUGGAGCCAGUGGGGAACAGCAACAGCAGCGUAGCCACACGACGCCUCUGUGGAGACUGGAGCUCUCGCCUCAAGAAGCUGCGCUACGUCAGCCAGGGUCCUGCCCUGCAGCUGAGGUUCUUCUCCGACUACUCGCACCACUACAGCGGCUACAAGGCGCGCAUAUCCAUGGAACAAGGUAUGAAGUGCGCAGACGAGCGGCUGCAGGUGUUCAACAGCUCGUGCUACCUGUUCGUCAGCUACCCGCAGGUCUCGUGGCAGACGGCCAGGCAGACCUGCCAGGACAGGAAGGCGGAGCUGGCGAGCAUCGGCAGCCCUGAGGAGCAGAGCUUCGUGACUGCGAGCAUCCGCAACUCGCCGGAGUACAGCACGGCCGCCGUGUACUGGCUGGGAGGGCGCGCCGUCCCUGCCGCCAGCCCUGCCAGGGGGCGCGGCGCCUGGCUCUGGGCAUGGGCCGACGGCACGCCCAUCUCAUACUCCGGCUGGCUGCGGGACCAAGAACACACGCCGCAGUCGGGUGCUUGCCUGGGUCUGCAGUGGGUCAGCUCGCCCAACCCGCAGGUGCCCAGCGGCCUCUACUGGCAGCAGCAGCGGUGCUCCGCCGUGGGCGGCUACGUCUGCAAGAGGAGCAACCAAGUGACGGAGGGCGGCGUGCAGCUGAACCGGACGGUGAACGGCACGGAGGGCUUCCUGACGUCGCCCAACUUCCCGGGCGGGUACGGGCCCAACCUGGACUACUGGGUGCGGCUGGCGGGACCUGCGGGUUCGCGGCUCGUGCUGCGCUUCACUCGCCUCGACCUGGAGCCGCAGCAGGACUGCCUCUACGACUACAUAGAGCUGCGCUCCCUGCUGCCGCAGCCCGCCACCGGCGACGACGACGCGGACGCCGACGCCGAGCGCGCGCCAGAUUCGCGCGUCGUCCGUUGCGGCCGACACGACGACGCCGACCUGCACAGACUGAACUUCGUGUCGGAGAGCAACGAGGCGCUGCUGCACUUCCACUCGGACUACUCGGUGUCCGGCGGAGGGUUCUCGGCGUCGUGGCAGGCGGUCGACGUGUCGGGCUGCCCGCUGCAGACGCUGACCGCGCGCGAGGGCCGCCUAACCAGCCCCAACUACCCGCACUUCCUGCUGGCGCACCUCGACUGCGCUACCACCAUACUGGCGCCAGCGGGAAGACGCGUGUGGUUGGAGUUCUCGGAGUUCUCCAUCGGCGCCGGUGAGGCGCUGCUGGAGGUGGACCUGGGCGGCGGGCAGGCGGCCUUCCAGCCGUUCCAGUCUCCCACGCACCUCACCGACGGCGUCUUCCUCUCCGUCGGCGAGCGCCUCCAGGUGCGCCUGCGCACCGCCGACCGGCCCUCUGGCGCCGGCUUCAGCGCCGUCUACAGGACAGUGGGCGCGGCGCUGGAGCGUCGCGUGCUGCGGCUGGCGAGCGGCGCGGUGGGCUCUCUGCUGCACCUCAACUGGCCGCGGCCGCCGCCCCCACACGUCGACCUGGCCACGCUGCUGGUGGCGCCGCCCGCGCACACCAUCCUGCUCGAGCUGCACCACGUCGCGCUCGCUCUCGCGCCCACCCCCGCCGCCGACGCCGCGGCCCCCGCCUCCGGCACCGCCGACGCCGCCACCCCCUCGUGUCCCGACGGUGCAGGGAUACUCGAGGUGCGGGACAGCUACGCAGACAGCAACGGCACGGCGUGGCUGCUGUGCGAGGCGCAGAACGUGCCGCCGCUGGCCAUCGCCUCCUACCUCAACACGCUCACCGUCCGCCAGCGUGGCUCGGACAGGGGCGUCACCCUCAACGCCACCGUGCGCGUGCAGCCUGACGCCAACUACAAGCUGAAGCUGCUGCGAGGUUCUGAGGACGGCAGCGUGGAGUCGUGCAACCCCAGCCCCUGCCUCAAUGGAGGCCGCUGCCUCAGCAGUGGCAACCGCCACUCCUGCCAGUGUACCAGCCACUACACAGGCAUGUUCUGCGCGCUGACGCUGUGCGAGCUGGAGCCCUGCCUGCACGGGCAGUGCCGGCUGACGGAGACGGGGUACGCUUGCCACUGCCAGCCCGGCUUCACGGGCGCCACCUGCGACCGCAAGCAGCGGGCGUGCGCCGACAACCCGUGCGAGGGCCGGGGCGAGUGCCUGGAGCGCGGAGACGCCUUCCACUGCCGCUGCCACGCCUGGUGGGAAGGGCAGAGGUGCGAGAGGCGGAUGAUGCACAUCCCGUUCAAGCCGCUGUCGGAGCGGAUGCUGCAGGAGCCGUUCUGGCUGGGGCUCAUCACGGUGACGGUGGUGCUGCUGCUGAUCGGGCUGGUGUGGUGCGCCAAGCGGCACUUCCCGGAGAAGCUGGAGAAGCUGCUGGCCGAGGAGGCCGACCGCAGUCGCAGUGUGCACUCGCGGCCGCCGUCGGUGCGCGACCAUCUGGCGGGAGCUGGCGCCGCCGCCGUCGUCGUGGUGCCGAGCCCGCAGCCUGGCUGCCCUCGCUCCCUGCUAGGCCGCCUGGGUAUCCGCAAACCUUCGCUCCUAAGCCUCACCAGCCCACACGGCUACAACAGUCACCCAUCUGCUGCCACAGCAAGAACCUUUAGUUUGGACGAUUUGCUUAAACCACCACCCAGAAGAACGCCUUCGCCUCGUAAGAAGCGCAACAAUUCGACGCCGACCAAGAAGAACGCGGCGGAGAAGAAGCAGAUCCUGCAGCAGCUGAUCAACCAGCAACCGUCCCGCAAGGUGAGCAUCGGGGAGCUCAUCCAGCUGAGCGAGCGCAAAGCCCAGGAGCAGCAGCUGCAGCAGCACGCGGGCGCCAGGGAGGCCGAAACCGCCUUCGGCAGCGCGGAGGGCACCCCUGACUCCGGCGCCAUCAUGGACGCCAAGCUGGAGAAGAAGGUGACGUUCGCACGCCUGUUGAGCAAAGUGUCGGCGGAGAUGAGCUCCGGAGGCUCUGACGGCGAGGUGGUGAGCCGGCCUGCGCAGCUGUCAGGGCUGAUGUCAGCUGCGGCCUCUGGAAGCAACGGCGCCUCUGGAGCAGCAGCUGCGUCCCUGCCGCGCUCCGCCAGCAGUCCUCACAGCACCAGCAGCACACAGGGCAGCGACUCCGUGUCGAGCGCGGAGGUGUCUCGCCGGCGAGCGUCGGGGCCCGCGGCCACGGGAGCGCCGCCGUCGGCUGACGCCAUCCUGGCCAUGUUUCGCACGUUCGCGCGCGCGCCCACGCCCUCCACGGCCUCCAGCCCGCAGGACGACGACGACGACGCCUCCUCCACCACCUCGUCCGUGCCCUCCUCCAGCCUCACGGUGGAGUCGCCGCCGCCGUCGAUGCGCAACACGAUCGAGGUGCCGGUGCUGGACGCGCUGUCGCCGCACCGCGGCUCGUCCAACCUGCUGCACCCGCCCAGCAUCCUGCUGGAGCUGCCCGCCAAGUGCCUGUCGCCCAUCACGGAGAUGCCGACGCCCGUGCCCACGCCCAUCAUGUCUCGCCACGGCUCCUGCGCCGCGCUGCCCGCCAUCACCCUCACCCCCAACGAGCACGACGACACAGAGCGGGGCAACUGGUCAGUAGUCAACGACACAUGUGCUUGCUUACCCCAGCAACUAGCGCCGCCCACAGCCCAGUGGCAGAGUACGAACACGAGGCUGUCGGUGUGUCAGCAGAGCCGGCAGUCGUCUGGCGGGCGGACGUCGCCCGCCGCCGCCGCCGCCGCCGCCGCAGUCGCUCCCGCCAACCCCGCGCAGCGCCGCCAGAUGCUCAAGGAGCUGGACAAGCCCGCCUCCCUGGACCUGCCGUGCCCGCCGCCCAUCAUCACCGUCACCUGCAACCUCAGCGAGCCCGACUCGGACGACGACGACGACGACGACGACGAGGACGACGACGUGGGCGCGGGCGCGAGGCGGCGGCGGCCCGCGUCCGCGGCGAGCGCGGGGGGCGGCGGGGGCGGCGGCCCGUCCGGGCUGGCGCCGGCCGUGGCGCCCUCCAUGUGCUACCUCAGCCCCUUCUCCAUGUGCUCGCGCGCCGACCGCACCGCCUCCGAGUCCAACCUCAGUUCGUCCGGCUACAGCUCCAUGGCCAGCCCGGGGCCGUCGCGCUGCGGCUCCAACAACCCGCUCUGUCCCAGCGAGACGGACGAGCCGCCGCCCUCCGGCCCCGGAGGCCCCGCGCCGCCCUCCUCGGGGCAGACGUCGGCACGGCGCGCGGCGCCGCUGCUGCUGCUGCCGCCCGCCGGCUCGCAGGCGCCGCCCACGACGCAGCUGCGCCACCUGCACACGCAACACGACGCCGCCGCCCUCGUCCUGUCUCCGGACGCUGACGCCGGCGGCGACGGCACGCCUCCGGCAGGCGCCAGCGGCACCGCCCCCACCGCGGCUGCGGGAGCGGCGGCGGGCACCUGCACCAGCGCCGGGGGCGGCAACGGCACCGCCACGGGCGCCGGGGGCGGCGCCUCCCCCGCUGAGGCGGGCUGCCCGCGCGCGCGCUCCGACUCGGAGACGCUCUCGGACGACAUCUUCCUCGAGUCCAACGACGAGGGCAUCGGCACCGACCACAUCGACGAGAAGAUCGAGGAGGGCGAACUCAAGAGCGCCAAGGAGCUCGAGGUGUUCAUCGGGAAGGAGCUGGUGGAGUCCGGGAAGACGCUGCUGGGGCUGAGCGCGAGCCGGUCGUCGCUGCAGCUGCCCAGCAUCGUGGUGCACGGCCAGGAGCAGUCGCCGUCGCCCGUCAGCUCGCGCAGCGACAGCCCGCUCAGCGAGAAGGCCGCCAACAGCCUCGCCCUCGGCCUCGUGGGCUCCGGAAUCGCCAGGCUGACGCGCGGCGAUUCGGACGGCCUCUACGAGUGCGCCACGGCCGGCGCGCACGCCUCAGAGCUGCGCCCCAGGAGAUCCGGUGGUCGCCGCCACCGGCACCGCAGCGGCGCCCAGCCGGGCUGCUCGACGUCGCCCGCGCAGCCGCUGGCGCAGCCGCUGCCGUCGCUGCCGCCGCGCGCCAAGAGCCCGCUGCCGGAGCUGCUGGACGUGCCGCUGAGGGAGCGACGCAAGCAGAGCCCCAAGCGCGCGCGCACACGCGUCUCACAGCUGCCCGCCUCCACCUCCUCCUCCUCGGAGAGCCUCGACUCCGCCAGGGAGAUGACGCUGCGGCUGUCGUCAUCGGAAAAGGCGUUGUGCCCGGAGAGGCAUUGCUGGUCUGGCGGCUCCUUUGAUGAGGGCCGGCGAUUGUCCAUAGAAGCUUCCGGCGAAGACACGGGAGAGGAUGUAAUGAGCCAGAUGUUGCCUAAGACCUUGCUCAGAGGGGAAGACUUGCCUAAGUCCAGUAAGAAGAUCAGUCGACUGCGUACUAUCGGUCAUCAGAUUAGAUUCCUGCGACGUCUAGAGCAGAGCUUGAAACGACGUGAGUGUCUGGUGAGCCCGUCGGACAGUCUGGAUGAAGAGGAGCCUCCACUGUUGCACAAAAGUAGCAGCUAUGGACAGUUGCAGGCGAGCGGUCAUGGGCACCACCGCAACCGCCGGCUGCGCCGCCAAGGCGGUUUGCUGGUGCCUCAACUACGAGUCACCAGUGCCAGUGGUGGGCACAGCAACUGAUGUGGUGGGGGCAGACUUAAAACUGCUUAUGCACAUCACCUAACAGCAUAUAAGUGAUGUGGCAACAUACAAUUGCACAAAUGGUGCCACUGAUUUUGGACAGCAGCACCAACCAUUUAUAAAGCAUCUGAAACGACAGAGCAGAGGCAGGAUCUCGUGCUAUGUUGGGGGUUUCCAGUGCCUCUGAAAGACAUAGUAAUGAUACAGGAUGUGUCUCCUGCAUUUAAGCAGAACAUCUCCACCAGCACAAAGCAUCACAUUGUUGUAAUGACACAUGGAUAGACAAUGGCAGACCAGUUAUAGAAUAGUGGCAUCAGUAAUGGACAAAGCUGGAGGUACAGUGACAGGUUACCAGUUCCAUAAACAGACAACUUGUGUUCAUGAUGAUGUGGUGAGACAAAGCCUGACAGCUAGUGCCAAAGCUCUGUGUCAUCAACAUCAGGGGCAGACUGUGGUGGACACAGCAACUGUGGUGGACACAAUUGUAAUGGACACAGCAACUGAUGUGACAACGUAGGGGAGAGGGUCACUGCACGUCAGCAGCGCCGACUCUCGGUGCGGCAACCACCGUGGCCUACUGGCACACCAGCUACCAGUCAUGUCUGCCAAUCUCUAUAGAGGAAGACCACCGCAUCGACACAGUGCAGAUGGUGCCUGAAGUGUUACAAUGAGUCCGUGGAACUCUUAUCUAUUAACAGGUUAUGUGCGUUGCAAAAUGGCAUCACAGCUGCUACUAUAAAACUAAUCAUCUGCAUUAUUUGCUCUUACUUUGUCAGGCAAUGAACUGUGAUGUCUUUGGUAAGAUGGUCAAACCUUUUACAUUUUUAUGUAACUUACAUCAACAAUGCUACAGCUGCAAGCGUUAAUAUGAUAGCAUUUAUUGUAUCUGCACAAAAGCAAUUGUCAUUUAACAUUGAAAAUUAUGUUUCCACGUGAAAAAGAAGACAGUAUUUUUUCUAUUCCUUGCUGCAUUUCUCUAUUAACCUUCUCAGCUUGACAGCACUCUAUAUCAAGACAUGUAAUCCAACAGGGACAUUGCAAACUUCCUGGACCAACUGUCAAAAUACAUCCGUGGAUUGUGUGGUUCAAGCUAUCAGCAUGGAAAAGAGUGAAAACAGCAUAGCAAGAAAAAUGUAUAAAAACUUUUUCAGGCACUAUGUGUCCUACAGUGGUGCUGCUCCUACCUUCAUUAUUUUCGUAACUCCAUUCUGAAGCAAUACUGUCGUCUGAGAGAAGUCACAGCAUUAUUUUUGAAGAAAAAAUUAUUUUGAUAUAAUUUGCUUGCAACUGUUCUCUGGUACCACAGUUUAUGAAGUGAACUCUAAGUUAAGCUAGUAGUGAUUACAAUCAACCUGUGCACUACACUGACAAUUACAGACUGUGUUUUCUAUGUCCUAUUUCAAAGGAGUGCUGUGGUAAGGAGUUCUGGUCUCUCAUGAAUAAAUACUGUGUUCCUGCACUAAAAUACGUGGUAUGACAUCUAUCAUACCAGUCAUUAUCCUCGUUAGAGAUAUUGCUCACUGGCAACACAUUGUGGGUAUUUGUGCCUCUCCGCAAAAAUCGAAGUACGAGUAGUGCGGACCAGGAAAGAGAGUGGACCAAGCUUGGUAUGUCUUUCCUUUGUUAUUAGUUAUACCCAAGUUGUGUUCAUAAUAAUAGUCAACUCCUUUUCAUCUGUUCAGGUAUAUGCUUGAGUCACCAGUCAAGCUUAGUACUUUUGCUUGUGAACUUAUUUCUUUUAGAAUUUCAGAGUCAGUGUACAUCCACAUAAACCAUUUGCUAGUGUUAUCAAUUCUAGUUGGUGAAACACAGGAACUCCUGAAUUACUGAAUAUCAGUUUUUUUCUACUUCUACUGUGAUGAGCAAUGAUAAAAACUAACCUUUAUUGUCAUUCUCAUUCACUUCAUUGGUAGCAACUGAAAACUUGCACUCUGUACUGUGAUCUACAUCAGCUUUCUUACACUUUUACCUAAAUUCAUAGUGAUAUAUACACAUUUUCAAACUGUGAGAAGAUUAUUUGUAUAGUUACAUUUCGCCAGAGGCUAAGCAAUCAAUUGUGGAGUAAGAGAAAAAAAGAUUUUUUGAAAUAUAUAUAUUUAAUUUUGUUACAAGAUAUUUAUGCCUUGACAAAAAAGUGAAUUAUUGUGGUAUUAACUCUGCUAUAAUAAUUGUGUUUAAAACUAAUGGUCUUGCUUGUCCUGCAGCAUAUUUCUGCAGUGAUAGUUCCUUUGCCAAUAUUGAGCUGCAUCCAGAGAGCAACCUCAUGCGUGUCUGAAACUAGAUAUUUUGUGAGUACUAUUGUUGUUCUUUGAUGUUUUGAUCUCAUUUUAAGUACUGGUGGCAUUCAAUAUUGGGCACAGGGACUACUGCUCAUUAGUGGAGAACACCAAAGCUGUGGAUUAUUUGAAGACUUGACACUGUUAUUAAUCAGGAACUUUGUCCAGUUAAAAAUUUCAUUUUUAUCAUGUGUUGUUUCAUAUUUACUAAUUAUACUGGGUGUCAAAUUCAUUUACAACAUAUUAUAUAAUAAUAUCAUGGAUUCAGUAUGAAUUUCAUGGAAAUAAUGUAUAAGGAAUAUGAUCACUAUAAUCCAUUACAUCAUUGUCUUUUUUGUUCUAUUAAUAAAUUAUGCUCUCAAGAUAUCAGUCCAGCUGAACUUCAUAAACUAGUCAUUUGAGGAUAACAAAUUUUUAUAAUAAUAAAAAUUGAUGUACAGAUCUCAUUCAUUUCAUACCAGUUAAAAAAAUAUGUGCUCCUUUGGUGCCAUGCAGCCUAAUGAUUUCUUACAUUUUUCUUGAAUAUUGUAUUACUUAAUACCAGAAACUGCUAUCUGUUUCUUUACAAAACUUAUUUUUGUUAUUUCUUGAACUGAACAGUUCCAAAAAAGCAAGAGAUUAAUUUUUGAAACAUACUCUGGCAAGUUAACAUGUGUUUGGUGAAGUCCUCUAUUACAUAUAUGAAAGAUAUGCUGAAAGCAGAUCAUCUGAGCAAAAGUAAUUUCUUUGAGAUAAAUAAAUCCAAAAAAUUAAACAAAAAUUAAAACGUGCAUAAAUAUUCAAUUUCAAAAUAAUUCUGGCCCUAGGAAAAUCACGUAUAAACAACCAGUAAAACUGAAAACAUGGUAACUAAUUAAUUUUGUUUUUACAGAUCAGGAUGCUUAUUCAUCAUAUUUAAAUUUUGCUAAAAUACAAACCUUUAAAGAUUGCCAGGAGAAAACUGUUGACUGUAGUGAGGUGCAAUUCAAUCUUGUUCUUAACUACGACUUGUAUGUAAGCUACUGCAAGUUCCAUUUUGAUAGAAAGUGUUAUUGCAUGCUGUGCUAAAGUACUUGUGAUUUUCCGUAGAUAAAUAUUCAUAAUUCAUCACUUACAUAAUAGACCACUGUACUUCCCUCUACUCUCUCAAUUCAUUUUCCAGUCUCUACAUCCCACUUCAUGAAAACAUUUAGGUCAUUGUAUUCUUUUUCCAGAAGACAUAGAAUCUUACAUUUCAUUUCAGAUUUAGACUUUUAUCUCAUUCAUAAACUGACUAACAUGUGCAGCCUUUAGAUGGAAGGAUUUCUGAUGUAAGAACCCAGCUGUCAUACUCAUGAGAGCAGUUGAGAUAGAUAUUUCUUCAAAUUGGCUCUAAUUUUCUCUUAUUAUUAUAUGGUAGGCAGAAACUGAUAUGCUAUUUUUAUGAAAAUUGUACAAAGUCACUUUAAAAUAGCUAUAAAUCUUCUAGAUAGGCUGAUAGAAAGUUUUUAUCUUGCUCUAGUGCAUUGUGAUUUGUCAGGCACACAAUUGUGAAAAUAUUCAUCAUUAAUCUAUCAUCUACUAAUUAAUACGGGUAGCAACAUUAUCAGUAAUAAUGGUUUCAAUAUUAUACAUAGUAAUCAAUUACACUUAUGUAAUUGAAGACUACGAAGAAAAUUUCGAAAACAGGAGCAGAGAAAAGGUACCUUUGUUCUUCACUGUGACGGUCUGAACAAUCAUAUAGUAGGUGCUGAUUCAAAAUGAUCUGUGAUAAAAAGCACAACAUGAGUUCACACAUUAUUAACCUUGUUGCUAAUAAGUUAUAGGCAGAGUAAAUAUUAAUCUGCCUUCAUCCUUGUUAUGGAAUAUGUUGAUGAAAUUCUACACUAAUUUCAAACAAGAAAAAUGUUCCACAAGUGCUAAGAUUUCCCAUAAAUCCUAAAUAUGUGAAGAGAAAUAUGCACCGUGCCAGGCUGUGGAACAGUAUACUUUGAAAUCUCUAUUGCAGCAAUACUUCCGUGUGGACAGAUUUUUAAGAUUUUUGUAAAUUCAGAUAUAAAUAUAUUUAUCUUAUCAGUGAAAAUAAUGUUCAGCACAUACUGCAUUCAUAAAAGUUUCAUGAACUCAUCCUCUUGUUAUGCACAUUAUUCAAAUGUAAUGACAUUUGUAAAAGCCAUAAAAUUUCUUCAGUUUCUUGUUCUUGGUGUAACAAUAAUAAAUU
Schistocerca nitens (vagrant locust) is the source of this 10821-nucleotide messenger RNA. RefSeq lists its product as uncharacterized. Gene Ontology annotation, molecular function: calcium ion binding; serine-type endopeptidase activity. The coding region runs from base 1 to 6366 and encodes 2121 amino acids. Lineage: Eukaryota; Metazoa; Arthropoda; Insecta; Orthoptera; Acrididae. The transcript is spliced from 31 exons. The record is from RefSeq and is a predicted model, not a curated record.